UUAUUGGUGAAUUAUCAGUGAAUUGUCCGUAAACUCUCGAUGAUCAAUCAGCCAUGGAACGUUGAUACUCUGGGCCGAUUUAUCUUGCCGGAUUAAACCAAGGAUUAAUCGUCAGCACCAUGGAGACCUUCCCUGACUCCUCCAGACUGAUACCAGAUAGUGGUGGUUGUUGUGAUUGUGGUGAUAACAGUGAUAACUGUGAUUAUUAUCGGUGCAGGGCUUCCCUGAUGACAACCAGUUACAGAUCAAGUGUCACACGUACAUUAGAGUUCACAGCUGUCAUCCUGUUGCUGUCCCUCGGUCUCUCCACUGCCUACUCCUCCAAGGACAUGAAAGUAACAGCCCAGAUCCCGAAAGAGGCCGAGUUGGCUCACGAAGUUAACAUGUCAUGCCAGUGGGAGCUAAAUGGAGGAAAAAGCCUGUACUCAGUAAAAUGGUACAAAGAUGGCCACGAAUUUUUCCGGUACAUACCGGGUAAUCAUCCCAGAAUACAGACAUUCACCCAACCAGGAGUUAACCUAGACAAAAUGUCGAGCAGAGAGAAUGCAAUACGCCUCAUGGACGUCAGCUUUGCCAGUACCGGUCAAUACAAGUGCGAAGUAUCCACUGAAGGACCUGCAUUUGCCACUGCGUUCAGAACCGGAAAUUUAACCGUCAUAUCCUUACCGAAACGAGGCCCCGAAAUUACUGGACUGUCAUCUCACUACGCAGUUGGGGAAAAUGUAACGGCCAACUGUUCGGCAUGGCCGUCUAUCCCGAGGGCAGAUCUUCAUUGGACUAUCAACGGCAUACUGGUACCCCCGGAGCACACGAUAGUUUACCCGUCAUCGUACCCAGUGCCAUCAGGUGGUGUACCAAAUACCCUGGGGCUGCGCCUCGAGGCAGAGGAACGUCACUUCGUCAACGGAAUUGUUGCAAUUCGAUGUCUAGCAUCAGUUGGCUCCCACCAGAAGGAGUCUGAGAGGCACGUGCAAAUGGCACACGUGAACAACCAGCGGCUGAGUGCUGGCGAUCUGCGUGGCUCAGCCCGAGGGGAUGCCCACCGUUUCACCCUGGACACCAUCCUCCUACCCCUCAUUAUCAUCAUCUCAACGUGA
Molecule: messenger RNA, 1097 nt
Organism: Fopius arisanus
Lineage: Eukaryota; Metazoa; Arthropoda; Insecta; Hymenoptera; Braconidae
Exons: 5
Coding region: 120-1097 (325 amino acids)
Source: RefSeq, a predicted model, not a curated record